AUGCUGAGUGCGUUUAGGAAGAACGGUCCUUGGAGUCCUAGUAGAAACAUCGCUUUCCGAGCUGGUACUGCCCCGCGCCGUGCGUUCGAUCCGCGUUUCUUCUCCUCGAAUGCCGCAGAUGUCCCGGUGAGCGAACUCCCGGUGCUGUCGCCUCCGUCUGUAGGAGGAUGGUUGCUUGGGUCUGCGGUGCUCGUCUUUGCGAUCAUCGUCGUCGGUGGAGUUACUCGUCUUACCGAGUCCGGACUGAGUAUUACGGAAUGGCGUCCUAUCACUGGAGUCCUCCCCCCUCUGUCGCGGGCGGAGUGGGAGAAGGAGUUCGACAAGUACAAGGCUACCCCGGAGUUCAAGCUGCUGAACCAUUCAAUCACUCUUGAGGAGUUCAAGGAUAUCUUCUACAUGGAAUGGGGCCACCGCGUCCUUGGUCGCCUCAUCGGCAUCGGUUUCGUCGUCCCCUUCGCCUACUUCGCGCUCCGCAAACAGCUCACCGCGGCCCUCCCUCGCAACCUGCUCGGCAUGGCCCUGCUCAUCGGCGCACAAGGUGCGCUCGGCUGGUACAUGGUCAAGUCGGGCUUGGAGGACUCGCUUUUGGAGACUCCUGGGGCCGUCCCGCGCGUGUCGCAAUAUCGUCUUGCCGCGCACCUGGGCACGGCAUUCGUGCUGUACGCGGGCAUGUUCUACACCGGCUUAGCUACGAUCAUGGACUGGAGGUUUGCGAAGAAGGGCCUGUGGGGUGGUCUGCAGGACGGUGCUGCGCAGUGGAAAGAUAUCCUCGCGAACCCGCACGUGAGGAAGUUCGCCCGAAACGUCAAGGGUUUGACUGGGCUUGUCUUCCUCACCGCACUCUCUGGUGCAUUCGUCGCAGGUCUUGACGCAGGUCUACUGUAUAACGAGUUUCCGCUUAUGGGCGGCCGUCUCGCUCCUCCCGCAAACGAGCUCUUCGACCCCGCGUACGCGAAGAGUGCCGACAAGUCGGAUAUUUGGUGGCGCAACAUCUUCGAGAACCCAACGACCGUGCAGUUCGACCACCGAUGCUUGGCGAUAACUACCUACGUUGCGACUGCGGCGGUGUAUGCGUCCACAUUUAACCCGGUGAUUCGCGCAGCCUUGCCUCCCCUGACGAAGAGGCUGGCUACUGGUGCGUUCGCCAUGGCGAACGUCCAGGUCCUCCUUGGUAUCUCGACCCUAUUGUACUUGGUCCCAAUCCCGCUCGCUGCUAUGCAUCAAGCUGGGAGCGUCAUGCUACUGACGACCGUGCUCCACCUGCUCAUCUCGCUCAGACGGCCGGGAGCUGCCGCACAGGCUUGGAGACAAGCACUACGGAAUACCAAGAGGACUACCCACUAA
Dichomitus squalens LYAD-421 SS1 is the source of this 1344-nucleotide messenger RNA. RefSeq names its product cytochrome oxidase assembly. The coding region runs from base 1 to 1344 and encodes 447 amino acids. Lineage: Eukaryota; Fungi; Basidiomycota; Agaricomycetes; Polyporales; Polyporaceae. The record is from RefSeq and is a predicted model, not a curated record. The transcript is spliced from 4 exons. Gene Ontology annotation, biological process: heme A biosynthetic process. Gene Ontology annotation, cellular component: mitochondrial inner membrane. Gene Ontology annotation, molecular function: oxidoreductase activity, acting on NAD(P)H, heme protein as acceptor.